CUUGGUCGCUGGUCAUUACCAAUUGGACUGGAAAUUCGUGGAAGGAUUCCUGGGAGAAACUGCAUAUGCAGACGCAUUUCAUGCACUAUUUGGCCACGGCCACUUUUCAAAAGCGCUCCACAGACAUUUUGCUGGAGCACAGAAGGUCGAUCACCAACGACGAAUCACACGACAGGCUGGCUCCGAGUCUACGCUCCUGGACGUGCUGGCACGCUUCCAGUCCAAUCAGGCGACGGAUCCAAGAGAUCGGAUAUACGGCCUGUUAGGAUUGGUCACGGACAAGCAUGACAUUGUGAUUGACUACACCAAAUCGGCCACCCAGGUUUUCAUGGACGCUACCGUAUCUCUGAUCAACAAAGCCGAGAACCUCGACAUGGUUUGCCAGACAAUUUGGACAACUAGUACUGUUCUAGCCACCUCCAGGCUCGAUAGGGGCGUGCCAGAUCUGCCGACGUGGGCUGCUAACUUUUCCCUACCGUUCCAGUCUGACGAACACUCGCGAAUCCUGUUCGCACAGCGAGGCAUCUAUGCAGCUGGGAAACAUACCAUCGAGACCCCUUGCAAGAUUAUAGGCAACCAAUUUCUGCAACUACAUGCCGUGAUUCUGGGCCGCGUACAACAAGACAUUGUUCUCGAGAAUCCUAGGCAUGUUUGGAACAACCCCCAUUACCUUGCGCCCCGCAAGUGGCUGAAGGAUUCUGGAAUGAUGGUCUCGAAUACAGAAAAUAGCAAGGAUAACCAGGAAACCUACAAAAAGACAAAUGAAGCCGCCAUUCGUGCUUAUUGGCGCACGCUGUUGAUGGAUUGCGCGGCGUAUCCUAUCACGCGCCUCACCAGCGAGGACAUCUUGGUUGCCGACGCUGCUUUCCGCGAAAUCCUACAGGAUCCAAGGAAUGAAUACAUAAAUGGCAACUUCGGUUCUUCCAGAGGCAAGACAAGGGACCCCCAAGACCCUGACGAUGAUAUAUUCGAAGACGGUCUGGAGCGACAUUGGAACCAGCUUCCCGAGUCAAUGAGACGUAUGUGGACCCGAAAUUACAAGUUCUGGACGUUCGCUAUAACUGAGAAUGGACUGUACACCAUGAUACAAAACGCUCUAGCGGGAGACGUCAUCGCUUCAGUCGAGGGAGCCAAGGUUCCACUGGUGUUGCGCGAAAAUGGUGACUUUCGAGGCAAGAAGACGUACUUGCUGGUAGGAUCGGCUUAUGUGCACGGGUUCAUGGAUGGAGAGGCUUUCAUCCCGAUGACUGGGUUUUGCUUGGAAGAAGAGCAGAUUCUCGUUCAGUGA
Molecule: messenger RNA, 1288 nt
Organism: Diaporthe batatas
Lineage: Eukaryota; Fungi; Ascomycota; Sordariomycetes; Diaporthales; Diaporthaceae
Exons: 1
Coding region: 329-1288 (319 amino acids)
Source: RefSeq, a predicted model, not a curated record